Adineta ricciae is the source of this 1026-nucleotide messenger RNA. The record is from the annotation of a GenBank genome assembly. NCBI's taxonomy places the organism in Eukaryota, Metazoa, Rotifera, Eurotatoria, Adinetida, Adinetidae.
AUGAGGCUUUCUUUGACUAAUGUUGUGCAAAUAACUCAACGAAAUCUAAACAGUUUUCGUCGGCACUUUUCGAUCGGUAGAAAAACAUAUCAACGACAAGAAACAAUUCCGAACGUCUUCGAUCGACAAGCGAAAUUCAAACAACGUGAACGCACCUGUCUUGAUCCUGAGCAUCAAGUCUAUUCAUAUGUACAUGAACGUGUUGCGCAAAGCCUUGUCGAUCGAAUAUUCGAUAUAAAACGAACAUUUCAUUCCGUACUUGAUCUUGGCUGUGGACGUGGCCUGUGCGCGAGUGAAUUAACUCAAGAUGUUAUUAAACGCUUGACAAUGAUCGAUAAUUCGGCACGUAUGCUUGAUCAGAUCCGCCCACCCGUUGAAGAAAACGGACACGAUGGAAUGGAGAUUGUGAAACGGCAGUUCGACGACGAACAAUUCAGUGGAGAUGAAAAUUCGUAUGAUUUAGUUUAUAGUUGUUUAAAUCUUCAUUGGAUUAAUGAUCUUCCUGGUGUUUUUCGUCGAGUGUUACAUAUGUUAAAGAAAGAUGCACCAUUCAUUGGUGCCAUGUAUGCUUCCGAUACUUUGUAUGAACUUCGUGUUGCAUUACAAUUAGCAGAAACUGAACGUGAAGGAGGUUUCUCGCCUCAUGUUUCACCAUUUGUUGAACCACCUGAUAUCGGCAGUCUUCUUCAGCGUACCGGUUACAACAUCGUCACACUAGAUCUGGAUGAAAUUCAUAUUGAUUAUCCUUCAAUGUUCGAAUUAAUGUUUGAUCUCAAAGGCAUGGGUGAAAAUAAUUGUAGUUGGAAUCGGCGUUUAACGCUGAAACGUGAAACUCUUCUAGCCGCUCAAGCCAUCUAUCAAAAUAUGUACGGUAACCAAGAUGGAUCCAUCCCUGCUACAUAUCGUAUACUUUAUUUUAUUGGUUGGAAGCCAGAUCCUAGUCAAAAAAGUCCGGCAAAACGUGGCUCAGCGAAUGUCUCUUUCAAGGAUAUUGAUAAAGUUUUAUCGGUGACAAAAUCAAACUGA